AUGAGACUCCAGACGCUGGUUUCCGGCCUCCUGGCCCUCGCCUCCUUCGCUGCUGCCGGCAUGGUCAAGCGCGCCGCUCUGGCCCAGGUGACGAACUUCGGUCCCAACACAUCGGGCGCAAAGAUGUUCAUCUACGUCCCCGACAAGCUCGCCGCCAACCCGCCCAUCGUCGUGGCCAUCCACUACUGCAGCGGCACCGCUCAGGCCUACUACUCUGGCUCUCCCUACGCCCGCCUUGCCGAUAUGCACGGCUUCAUUGUCAUCUACCCCGAGUCGCCCUACAGUGGCACCUGUUGGGAUGUGUCGUCGACGGCCAGCCUCACCCACGACGGCGGCGCAAACAGCAACAGCAUCGCCAACAUGGUCACAUGGACCAUAGCCCAGUACAAGGCCGACUCGAGCCGCGUCUUUGUGACCGGGACGAGCUCGGGUGCCAUGAUGACGAACGUGCUCGCAGCUACCUACCCCGGCAUGUUCGCCGCCGCUAGUGUCUACGCUGGCGUCCCCGCCGGGUGCUUCUACACGGGCACCGUCAACGGCUGGAACUCGAGCUGCGCGACCGGAGCCUCGAUCCACACCCAGGCCGAGUGGACCAGCACGGCCCUGAGAAUGUAUCCCGGCUAUACAGGCCCCCGCCCCAAGAUGCUCAUCAACCACGGCUCGGCCGACACGACCAUCUACCCCCAGAAUUUCAAUGAGACGCUGAAGCAGUGGGCCGGCGUGUUUGGGUACACGUAUGGUUCCCCCCAACAGACUCUCGCCGGCAACCCCUCGGCGGUGUGGACAAAAUACGUGUACGGGCCAAACCUGGUCGGCGUGUACGGCACUGGCAUAACCCACAACAUCCCCAUCAACGGCGACCAGGACAUGGCGUGGUUCGGUAUCACGGGCUCCAGCCCCACUAGCACGGCUGUUACGACCGCCACAUCCGCCAUAACCGCCACCACGCUCGUGACAUCUGCCCAGACCUCGACGUCGGCCGCAGCGACUACGACUCCCGCCCCUGGAGGCUGCUCUGCUGCCCGCUGGGCGCAGUGCGGUGGCAAUGGUUAUGCCGGAUGCACCGCAUGUGCGAGUCCCUGGACCUGCAAGUACUCCAAUGACUGGUACUCCCAAUGCCUGUAA
Molecule: messenger RNA, 1125 nt
Organism: Lasiosphaeria miniovina
Lineage: Eukaryota; Fungi; Ascomycota; Sordariomycetes; Sordariales; Lasiosphaeriaceae
Product: Alpha/Beta hydrolase protein
Exons: 1
Coding region: 1-1125 (374 amino acids)
Biological process (GO): carbohydrate metabolic process
Cellular component (GO): extracellular region
Molecular function (GO): hydrolase activity; cellulose binding
Source: RefSeq, a predicted model, not a curated record